CACUUGCAGGAGAAGUCAGUUACUAUCUGGACUAGCAGUGGGACAGGACAGAACCGUGAGCUGCACCUGUCCCAUACAUACACACUCAGGGGAGAGAUCACACACAGUCUCUAUGUGUGGCUGGGACCAGAACCUCCUGGCUGCCUCUCAUCACAGCUCGGCAAUGUUGACUACUGAGGGAGCACCCUACACCGGUGACAAUGAAGAGCUCAAGAUGGAUGUAGAGGAUGUAGACAUGACAAAAUGGACGGAGACAGAGUUUGAGGAGAAAUGCACCUACACAGUGAAGGACCACAUCUGGGAAGGUCCACUGGAGUCUGCAGACCUCACCCGUGCUGAGGCGUCCUUACCUCGAAACUUAGCCUUCAAACACCCAAGAGACUCCAAAGAGGUUAUUGGUGUAGUAAGUCGAGAAUACAUCCCCAAAGGCACCCGCUUUGGCCCCCUAGUGGGAGAAAGUUACACUGCAGAAAACGUCCCCAAAGAUGCUAACAGAAAGUACUUCUGGCGGAUAUACUCGAACGGAAAGUUCCAUCAUUUUGUGGAUGGUCUAGACGAGGAGAAGAGUAACUGGAUGCGUUAUGUGAACCCAGCUCAUUCCCAGCAGGAACAGAACCUCGCUGCUUGUCAAAAUGGCAUGAACAUUUUUUUCUACACGGUGAAGGCUAUCCCUGCAGACCAAGAGCUUCUGGUGUGGUACUGCCCUGAGUUUGCCCACCGUCUGAACUACCCAGCCUCUGGAGAGCUUAUGAUGCAAAAACUCACAGAGCAGAGUCUGAUUGAAGUCACUCAGCAAACUGAUGUCAAGAACCCAGUGAAAAGGGAACACAGUGUUUCAGAGAUUUUGAAGGACGUACUGCAAGAACCUAGCAGACCACUCUCCACCCGUCCCCACUGCCUCAACAGCCCAGACCGACCUCUUUACUCCAGAGCUCUCUACCCACUCCGUCCCUCCCUGAAUGAAGAGUUCUUAAAGAGCAGCACAGCAUUUGUGCCAGCCCAUUCUCACAGACAGUAUUCGGUUACACCAAGCCCUUCAGCACACAGCAGUCCUAUGAGCAGUCCAGAAGGCAGUCCCACACCAGCAUCCCUUGAGCCAAGGGACACCCUGCUGUCCUUUUCUCCAGCACUCUACAGUUGCGGCCUGGGCCACUACCCAGGGUACACACCAGCAGGCCCAAUGUCUUUCUAUCCUAACCCACACUAUUCACGCUACCUCAUGCCCCACUAUCCAGUUAGCGGUUUGAGUGGGCCACCUAUAUUCCCACACAUGUACCCCUUUUACAGUGGCUUGGUACCUCCUCAUGUGCCCUUUCCAUCUGCAAUGCUUCCAUCUGAAGGAGGAGGGCAAUCAAACAUCCUGCGCCCAGCUGCCACCAGUGCCUUUUCUGCAGCCAUUUCUUUGAAAGACAAACCGCUCCAUGUACAUAGACAUCCCUACGCUCCCACUGGUGGCUCCCCAACAGCUGGUUCUGCAGCCUCUACAGGUCAUCUGCCUACUAAGCCUACCUCAGCUCUUUUGGCUACCAGCCGCUCAGAGGACGAGGCCAUCAACCUCAGCAAGCUGAAACGAGGCUCUGCAGGCUACAAAAGUCUAGAUUACCCAUUAAAGAAGCAAAAUGGGAAGAUCAAAUAUGAGUGCAAUGUCUGCAGCAAGACUUUUGGUCAACUGUCUAAUCUGAAGGUGCACCUGCGUGUCCAUAGUGGCGAACGACCAUUUAAGUGUCAGACCUGUAAUAAAGGUUUCACGCAACUGGCCCACCUGCAGAAACACUACUUGGUACACACUGGAGAGAAGCCACAUGAAUGCCAAGUGUGUCACAAACGCUUCAGCAGCACAAGCAACCUAAAAACCCACUUGCGACUGCACUCUGGUGAAAAGCCCUACCAGUGCAAGAUCUGCCCAGCCAAGUUUACACAGUAUGUUCACCUUAAACUGCACAAACGUCUGCACACACGAGAACGUCCACACCAGUGUCCACACUGUCACCGAAACUACAUCCACCUUAGCAGCCUGCGGCUCCACCUUAAAGGCUACUGCUUGGCGGCCACCCCUUCACCCAGCUGCAACUUGGAUGAGCUCAACCGCGUCAAUGAGGAGAUCGAACGCUUUGACAUUAGUGAUAAUGCCGACAGGCUGGAGGAAAUGGAAGGAUUUGACAUUGAGAGUAUGGUGGAGAAGCAGAUCUUUGGGAUGCUCUGGCAUGAAAUGGAUUUUAAUGCCUCUUACCACAAAGGUACCACUGUAGGAGACCUUCAUCCCCCAACACCUCCGUAUUGUCUAAAUGAGCCUGGCUGUGAGGCCUCAGUCAUCAAGGUUCAUUGCAGCAGCCCUCUCCCGCUCCUCCCUAUCACGGUUAAAAAGGAGUCCGAGGAGGUCAUGGAAGACUAGUCUUGCUUACCUUUGGCUGCCUGCCUAGUUCUGUAAGCUAGGUUGUGGACAGCUACAAGUGUACAUAAUUCUUCUCACAGGAAACAGGCUUUGGCCUUUAUGUUCAGGGACUUGAAGUACUCAGGGCUAACAGACAUUGAUCAAGUCUAUCAGUGGUCUCGUAUGUCCUUCACAAAAGACAAUCACAUUACCGUUUAAUUAAUAUUAUUUGCUUUUCGUGGUGUUUAUUUCGGUUUGUUUCUUAAUCUAUUUAAUUUAUGUUAUUGUAUUGAAAUUAUGUUUACGAUGACUGGUUAAUUCAUUUUUAUUUACUGUUUUAUGUUUAUGUUUCCUACAUAUUUCCUAAUAUUAUGUCAUUCUUUUGUGAAUAUUUUCUAACUAGUAAAUAGUGAUGACUGUGAUUUUAUGUCUGCUUAAAGAUGAGCACAUUCAGGUUUAUUUUUAUUGUGGGGGGAGGUUUAAACAUAGACCUUUUUGUUGAAGGCUUUUUUUACUCUAGGAGAGGUCAAUGGUAUCUAUGUUUUGUGUAACAUUUUUUCUCUUUACGUUGAGCUAUACACAAUUGAAUAAUUUAAAAAAGGGCAUAUUAUAUAUUACCAACAACUGUUACCUCAGACUGUGGGAAUGUAAGUGUGUGUGUUUGUGUGUGUGUACGCGUGUGUGGUGUCCUUGUAUGUUAAGAGAGAUGUCAAUGUUCGUUUUUGCUACUUGAAGAGGAAAGUAAUCCUAAAUGUCCCAAAUGUGCAGGUGUACAUGUGGACCAAAGAGUAGCAGUCUUGCCUGUCACACACUGGCUGUGAACCAGAGACUGACUUUGCAUUUUUUUUAAGUGUGUAGCACAUUACUGAUACCAAAAUUAAGAUAUGUGUAGCUGGUUACCAAAGUUUUUUUUUAUUGUUUUCAGAAUGUUUAAAUUACAGAUAAAGAUGUGUGCAUAUUCAGUGUAAGCUGUUGCUGCCCUCUUUUCUGCAGGUUUUUGAUGAUGUUUGUGGAUACUACGACAUCACCCCGGCCUUUGUAUGCACUGGUUUUAUUUUCUUUUGUCUUAUGUUUGUAGUGUAUUUAAGAUUUUGUCCAGCAAAAUUAGUAGGACAGUAACAUCAGCAACAUGUGCUGUGAUGUAGUAGCAUCUCAUGCACUUUUUGUCUUAAAGUAUGACCAAAGUCUACAGUAGCCCUCAUCUUCAGCUUUAAAUUAAAGAAAAACAUGUUGUUUACAUAUUGGUUUACAUAGUUACAGUACCGCUUGACAAAAUGUAAAUUAUAAUAUAAAUCUUCACUGAUCAAA
Molecule: messenger RNA, 3679 nt
Organism: Paramisgurnus dabryanus
Lineage: Eukaryota; Metazoa; Chordata; Actinopteri; Cypriniformes; Cobitidae
Gene: prdm1a
Product: PR domain containing 1a, with ZNF domain
Biological process (GO): cell fate commitment; regulation of transcription by RNA polymerase II
Cellular component (GO): cytoplasm; nucleus
Molecular function (GO): RNA polymerase II cis-regulatory region sequence-specific DNA binding; DNA-binding transcription repressor activity, RNA polymerase II-specific; protein binding
Source: RefSeq, a predicted model, not a curated record